Geodia barretti is the source of this 963-nucleotide messenger RNA. NCBI's taxonomy places the organism in Eukaryota, Metazoa, Porifera, Demospongiae, Tetractinellida, Geodiidae. The record is from the annotation of a GenBank genome assembly.
AUGGGCCGCAGGGGCGAUGGAGCGCUGCGAGAGGAUUACAAGAUGGUUGAAGUAGUAUUGAGUUCCCCCAGAGGGUUCUGCGCCGGUGUGGUGCGGGCCAUUGACGUUGUGGAGGAAUGCCUGCAGCGCUUCGGUCCGCCCGUUUACGUCAAGCACCAGAUUGUGCACAACCCCUACGUGGUGGCUGAACUGGAGCAGAAGGGAGCCAUCACGGUAGAGGAGGUUGACGAGGUGCCCGACGGUUCACUGGUGGUAUUCUCGGCGCACGGGUCACCGCCGGAGGACUUUGAGAAAGCGGCCGAGCGCAAUCUCAGGGUCAUCGACGCGGUAUGCCCGCUGGUGACCCGGGUCCAUAACGAGGCGAAGAAGUACCAUCGAGAAGGCAAGAAGGUGCUGCUGGUGGGACAUCAUGGUCACCAGGAAGUCCGCGGAACCAUGGGCCAGGCUCCGAUGACGCUGAUUAACGAUUCCGCGCCGCUGUCGGAGCAGGACGUCAGCGCGGACAUGGACUGGCCAGCGGACUCCGAAAUAGCCGUCAUAACUCAGACAACCCUUUCGGUGGGCGAUACCGCCACUGCCAUCGGCGCGAUUCAGGAACGAUUUCCCGGGGCGGUGGUGAGGAACGACAUCUGCUACGCGACGACCAAUCGCCAGGAUGCGGUCACGCAGAUGGCGGGGCUCGUGGACGUGGUGCUGGUGAUCGGCGCGCAGAACUCGUCGAACUGCAACCGGUUGCGGGAGGUCGCCGAAGCCAACGGUACUCCGGCCUACCUGAUCAACGGCCCGGACGAAAUCAAUCCGGACUGGUUGGUGGGCUGCCAACGGGCGGGCAUAACUUCCGGCGCGUCAACGCCGGAGGUGCUGGUGGAAGCGGUGAUAGACGCGCUGGACCCGGAGAAAGUAACCUUCCUGGAGGGCGCCGAAGAGGACAUAACAUUCACGUUGCCUCGGGAGUUGCGCUGA